Messenger RNA from Trypanosoma rangeli, 2178 nucleotides. RefSeq lists its product as uncharacterized. Gene Ontology annotation, cellular component: recycling endosome. NCBI's taxonomy places the organism in Eukaryota, Euglenozoa, Kinetoplastea, Trypanosomatida, Trypanosomatidae. The transcript has a single exon. Bases 1 to 2178 code for a protein of 725 amino acids. Gene Ontology annotation, molecular function: guanyl-nucleotide exchange factor activity. The record is from RefSeq and is a predicted model, not a curated record.
AUGUCGUCUUCCGCAUGGGUCAUUUGUUUCGUCUACAUUCGCUUUGACCUGGACGUUGGCCCGCUUGUGGAGUGCGUUGCACCGUCGGACGCACUGACCGAUGAAGGUAAGAAGGUCAUCAUGCAGGUGGCCUUUCCUGACUGUAACCCGAAAGGCGGCCAUGAUCUUAUCUUCUUCUUUCAAAUGAAGGACUGCACUACGGCAUCCGCUCGUCAUCGUGCCGAGGCCUUUGCUGCCCCACGUACGGGGAGAACUAGUCCAAAUAUUUAUGGUGCGACUUACUACCGUCAGAAGAAAGACGCCUCUGUUCCACGGGGAUAUGUGCAACAGGCCAUUGUGCUCCUUUCGCGGCUGCCUUACAUGGCUGUUCAGGAGCUCAUUUUGCGUGUCGUGGCACCACGGUUCUGUCAAUGUUGUCCUCUUUCACCAGACAUUGAAAAGGUACCUGUGCUAAGUGCACUCUCACCUCAGCCGACGACAUUCUUUGAGGUGGAUUCAUCUUUUAACCCCAGCCAGUACUCCCAGAAGGACGUGAUAGAGCGGGCCGUGGAGGAAAUUGAGGGGUGGCCAUCUCCCCACCCACAUGUUCAGUAUAAUCUGACCCUGCUCCAUCAGCCGCUAACCUUUGUCACACCGAAACGAUAUAUGCUUCCAUCAAAUAUGGCAGGCGGUGCCACAUGCCGAAUUCCGACUAGGUUGGAUGAACGUGUUACAUUUUUAGGUAGUAAGCAUCAAUCGUCGAGUGCAAAUGAUGUAAUUCCUCUUUACGCACUCUUGAGUGAACACCUUCGACAUUUGACUCGGGUGUGGGAACUAAUAUUAUGCCAUGAACCGCUCUUUAUAUGGAGUAACACCCCUUCUAUGGCGUCUGCGGUGGCCAUCGCUGUGGCAUCCCUGGUGCAGCCUCUUAAUUUUAACGGUAUACUGCGCUCAUAUCUCACCGUUCAGGAUGAAUCCUUUAGUCGUUACUCCCGUAUGGGCAAAGCGAUACCAUUUCCAACCUUGGAGUGUAUUAUUGUGGCGGCAACAAAUCCGUUUUUCUUCCGAGCCUUUGAUGGAUGGCCAAAUCUUCUUACGGUCAUUGAUCGACAAGGCAAUGGUCUUGAAAAUCAGGUAACUCUGAAUGAUUGCCCUUUUUCUAGUGGCACAGGUGACACGGUUGCAGUUUCGACUACCAAUUCCAAUUCCACCUCUGCCUUUGCGGCCGCGCCGAGUAAUCACGCAUCCGUACCCACUGAUAGCGUCUCUCUAUCAAAGGAGGACGGGAGGACGUUGAGCAGUCCUCGUCUAUUUACAUACAGUAACUUUUUUCCCGCCCUGGCGGCUGCGAAAAAGAAGACACCACUUUAUCCAGAUCCCCCCUCGGGUGAGUCAGGUGGGGAGAGCCCCUUGCCUUUUCAGCAAUCCGUCAACAUGUUUAGGUCUUCAUUCCCUUUUUUGGUGGACCACAAAGCGCAAACGUCAAUUCUACUCCACCGGUUGGAGCAGGCGUCGCACCUGAACGCAGAGGCUCAAUUGGCUUCGUUGGGUGCCCAUACUUGGAAUGGAUGUGGGGAGCUGGAAAGGAUCAAAGCUGCAGCGACGGAUACCGUGGAUCGCGGUGGGCGGUCCAACAGCGCGCAACCGUUUUUUCAAUUCAGUAUAGCCGAUGACAUUGUUAGAAAAUUUUUUGACACGCUGACGAUGGAGUUCCUCAGGCCAGUGGGUGCCUGGUUUCAAACCAUGAUAAGUACAUUGACGGUGUUUCACCUUUGCGACCCAGUAGUUGUUGCUGCGCUCACUCCUGAUUCCUUUUUGAACUUCCUCAGGGACAACCGGGAGUCGGUGCCAUCAUUUCUUUCACGGCGUCCGCACAAGGCGUACAACGUCAUGUACGAGCGCUUCGCCCGGGGCUCCUUGUUCAACGCUGUGGUGUGGCAGUUAGUGGAUAAAAAAAUUCGACAGGGUCUGGAGGAGAUCCACGUAGAACAGUGGGCUCUCACACAUCCCACGGAGGUGGAGCGGAUUGAGAUGUUUACCAACCUUUACAAGCUUGUGGAGCGGGAGGUGGUCCGGUCGAUUGACCCCGACGUAGUCUUUGUCACAACGGCCAUAGCCAUCCUGGCAGGAAUGGUUGUGUACAUCCACGAACCAUUACGAGAUGAACUUUUGCUUAAGGUCCGCGAAUUAAGGAUUUGA